UUUUUUGCCUGUAUUAUAUUUUAUCCUUCAGAAUAAUAACGACCACGCUUUGCAUUUAUACGGGUAUCUUCAUACGUUUCUGAACGCAUUUAGGUUUGUUAUGCGACACAAGCGCUGUCUAUCCGAUAGAUCCAAAACUAAUAAAUUCAAAAAAAUCAGUUUGGUUUGUUGUAAAUGUCAAAGUGUAGCGUACAUUUUAUAUGAAAUAAAUUUACUAAACAUUGCGUGAAUUUAACUGAAAGUGAAAUAAACCCAACCGAUAUAUUAUGAAAAAUAUGUUCUAAGUGGUAUAUUGAUAUCUAUCUACUUUGUGAUCUUGUGAGACAUGGAUCCUUUCACUCAGCGCAUGUUAGAAAGAGCGAGGGCUAGGCAGGAGAAAAUCGACCAGAAACUUGCAAGUUCCGGGCAAAAAGUCCCUAAAAGGAAACCACUGACUGAAAACAUAGCUAAUUUGAAAACUGAGUCGCCGGUGAAGUCCCCGUCCAAACCGAGCAGGGAUUCUAUAUCCUCACCCAGGAAAUCAGCAAUCAAAUCUGACUCUCCGGUUCGUUCUCCCAGUCGAAGAAGCAUUCAGAAACCAGACCAAACAUCCUCAGUUCAGAAACGCAAUGAACUAACAGUGACAAAGGCGAAGCCCGACCUGGCAUCGCCUCAGAAACGCAACGAGUUUAUUGUGACUAAAAAGGAGUAUAAGACUCCAAAGCGAGCCAGCUCUGGUCGACGCAACUCUGAUGUGUCCGUCGAGAUCAACAUUAUGCACCGUGACGACAUCCAGAUUGAAGUCCAAGUGGAGGAGAGGGACGCUCCCAUGAGUGUAGUCUACGACUCCCACCCCGGCAGCACUAGCCAUGUCAUUGUGGAAGAAAUUCAUGAAGAAGCUCCAAAGAAGUUGCUAGAACGCGAGGACAGUGACAUGUCAGAGCACCGGAGCGAGCGUGCCGGCCUCCGACACAACAUCAAGUCAAGACUGGACCGACUCGGCAUCCUCUAUUCUGACAAAGCUGACCUCUCGUCGCCCAUCCACCGUACGGAGCAGGAGUUCAGCUCGGCCACGCCGCCCGCCACGGAGUUCGAGAAGCAGACGCCGCGGCCGCGCCCCCCCGCCGAGGGCAAGAGGAAGUUCGGCCGCCUCGCCGCGCUGGCCGACCAGAUCAACAACUGGGAGGACGACCUGACCCACCAUGGGCAACCGGAGCCGACUAAAAAGAACAACAAAGACACGAAGGCCGAGUCUCCCACUCUCGACGUGUCCAUACAUUCCCUAAACGACAUCAACAAGGUGCUACAGACAACGACUAAGUGUAAAGAGAGCACAAAACCGGUCAACUCUCACACAUAUACUAAACCAUCCAACGAUGUUCACCUACUGAACAGAAAAGUUAUAGCAGAACUGGAGGGCGACGGCUACCGGCGCGUCUCCGCCGGCCAAUCGCGGCUCGUUUAUGAUUUCUCUACGACGACACCCGACCGCGCCCGACAGGAGCCGAGCGCGACUACCCCCAGUGCGGCGCGGACCCCCAACAUGGCCGCUCUCGUCGCCGCCCCGCCGACCGUGUCCAAGAAGCCCUCCAUCAAGAAGUACAAGGCGCCCACGCCGCCCCGGACUGACCCGGCUGACGAGAACAGCGACGCUGACAAAGACAAGGAGAACAAUGUCCUCCAGCCCGAGGAGAACCGCAAUGACGACACGGAUUGUGUACAAACAAAGCCGGACGAGGGCAAAGCACCGGAACAGGGCUCGCCGGUUGUAAAGCGAAUGGCGCCAAAAUUAAACGGAAACGCUGAUAGGAGUUCCGUGCUGUCGCGAGCGGCGAUGUUCGAGGCUGGCAGCCCGAGAGCCAAGGACCCAGCUGAAAUGUCUCUGAGGGAACGCAAAGCUCUGUUCGAAAAAAAUAAGGGUGUCGCUAUUGUGCCCAAAGCACCGUUCGGACAGGCCCCCUCGGCCAAGGCGCUGCAGGGGAACAACAACAAAGCCGACCCAAAACCGGCGAAACCAGUCGCUCCAGCCCCCUCCACAUCCACCAGCAGCUCCAGAACUAACUCUAAAGAGAACAUCCCCAACAACAGCUCCAGAACUAACUCUAAAGAGAGCAUCUCGAACGACCACGGGAGUCAGGGCUCGGUGGGAGGGAUCAAGGGGAAACUGGCCGCGCUGUUCAACAAGGAACAGACGAUCAGCGAGACGACUAUAGCCAACAAGUUCAAACAGGAGAGGGAGAAAGAGAUGGAGAUGCUGCAGAAUCGGUUUCAGUAUAAGCCAAAACCCGAGUCCAAGCCCGACCCGGACUCCGACGAAGACCCCAGCGAGCAUGACCCCUCGGAAGACGCCCCGCUAAUGGGCAGCACCCUGAGCCUGCAGCCGCGGAGGCCGGAGAUCAUAGCCAACAUACCCAAGGUCACCCUCGACAAGAGCCAGUCUGUCAGCCAGCUGAAUGAGGAGAGAGAGGUGGUCGCCGCGCAGCCGGUUAAGAGACGAAGUUCGCAAGACUCGCCAGUGGUACUGUCAGUGCUAGAGGACGUAAAAAGGAUAAAAGUUAACAACAAAAAGGAACCUCAAACAAACGGAGCUGUGGCACAACCGUCCUUGUACCCGCAUCUGUCAGACAUAGAGACAGACACUUCACACACACAAGAAGAGUACUCCGACUGUGGUGGAUCAAGUGAAGAAAAUGGCUACGAGAACGACAAACUGAACAAAUCUGACAACUGGGCAGAGACUUCGUUUGGUCGGGAAGUUAUGAACGUGGUGAAGAAGAACAACACGUCGUACAAGAAGGCGGUGCGCUCGGACAGCGAGACCUCGGCCAGCGACAUGAACAGCGAGCUGGACGAGCUGCUGGACGACGCACUGGACCGCAGCGAGGGACCCACGCCGCCCAAACUGAACAAGAACACCAACGUCAUCUCCUCAAAGAGCUUCACGUACGAGGACGGGACUCCUCAGCGGCAGUUCAAGUCUCCGCUCAAGAGCCAGCCAAUACCAGCCCAGGAUAAACUGGGCGAGCUCGUGCACAGCGUCAGCUUCUACCGCCGCAUGCAGAACACUUCGGCACCAUCGACCCCGAUGCGCACAGUCCGUCGCGACUCCCCCUCCCCCCCUCCCGCCGCCGCGCCCCCCGCCGCCACCACCGUGCGCCGCCGCAUACAGGACCUGCACGCCGAGAUCAGCAAGCAGCAGACCGUCAUCUCACAGGCGAGUCAAGCCCUAAAUCUGUGCGCAUCGACGGUGGAGUUCAGCGGCUCCACGGAGCAGGCCGAGGGGGAACGACUGCUGCUGUUAGCCACGCACCGCCGCCAGGCCUGCCUACACGAGGUGCAACGACUACAAGUAGAGGGCGCGGGGCGCGCGGGCGAGGCGGGCAUGGCCUCCAUACACAUGCACGGCCUACACGUGCCGCUGCGCCGCGACUACACGAGGCAACUCAACGCAGAUGGCGCCGUCGGCCACCACGCCGUGUGCCUGCUCAAGUGCCGCGACCGCGUGCUGGCGAGCUCCAUGCAGCUCACGGCGCCCGCCGCCGCCGCGCUGCACUUCCCCGACGAGAUCCGCAUGGACGGGCUCGCCAGCGACUUCAAGGUGACCAUAGAAGUGUAUCUCCUGCAGGCGUCCAAGGAGAUGUUGCCACACGACGUCAAGUAUCACAUCUCCAAGAAAAACAUCAAGUCGAGCUCCAAGCUCCUGACCCCCAAGUCCAAGGUCUCCGAGCUGAAGACCCCCAAGGUCUCGUCCCCCGGCGGGCCGCUGUCGGUCCGCUCCCCGCAGUUCCAGCCGCACGGCUACUGCAUCUUCGCGCUGCAGCAGGCCAGCCGGCAGACCUUCACGCUCAACAAGGUUCCCCACGGCAGUCCACUCGAUGGAUCCAUCAAUCUCAACAUCAAGGCCAGAGUCAGGGUGCCGGCGCCUGAGCCGCACGCGGCGUUCCUGACGGCGUUCGACGACGUGAGCGGGCUGGGCGCGUGGCACCGCCGCUGGUUCCUGCUGCAGCCGCCCCGGCUCAGCUACUGGAAGUACCCCGAUGAUGUGCAGAAGAAGAUGCCGAUCGGCGACAUCGACCUAACCACGGUCAUAUCUGACAAGGUAUCGCGGGCUCCCCGCGACCUGUGCGCGCGGCCUAACACCCUGCUUCUAGAGUCUUCUGUACCGCCCGGCCUGAUCGUCCCGGACAGCGGGUCUCUGGUCUACUUCCGACGACCAGACGGGUCCAUAGUCAGGAGACACCUGCUGGCUGCCGACACGCCUAAGGAUAGGGACAUCUGGCUGGAGACCUUGAAUAGAGCGCUGGAGUAUGUGAGGUGCAGUAUGACUGAUGAUGAUUGAGGUGGGAGUGGAGCUUUUUGACUAGCGGUAGAUAGUAUUGGUAUAGUUAGUUUCGUUUGUAGGUUUGCUUUAAAUAUACAAAUAUAUAUUUUAUUUUAUCAUACUGACUUAUAUUACAUGUAUGUGUAAUGAUUACUUUUAGGUUUCUAUAGAAUUUAACACAUAAUAUAGCUUUUGUAUUUUACUAACAUUUUAACCAUGAUAGAAUGUGUAGUACUAUAAAGUACAAUAUGAUGAAACUUGGACAAUAUCACUAGAAAGUGUGUGACGCAAUAAAUGCUA
Molecule: messenger RNA, 4600 nt
Organism: Plutella xylostella (diamondback moth)
Lineage: Eukaryota; Metazoa; Arthropoda; Insecta; Lepidoptera; Plutellidae
Gene: scra
Product: anillin, actin binding protein
Biological process (GO): septin ring organization; mitotic cytokinesis; actomyosin contractile ring assembly
Cellular component (GO): actomyosin contractile ring
Source: RefSeq, a predicted model, not a curated record